Messenger RNA from Schistosoma spindalis, 2547 nucleotides. The record is from the annotation of a GenBank genome assembly. NCBI's taxonomy places the organism in Eukaryota, Metazoa, Platyhelminthes, Trematoda, Strigeidida, Schistosomatidae.
ACAACCAGCCUAACAGCGAUGCUGACUUCCCACAAGAAGGAGUGGAAUUAGAAUAGGUCAACCUUAAAAAUGUACACCUCGCCUUAUCCCAUGGAUAUCCGUCUCCGGCGGUAAGGUCUCAACAAGCACGGAGCUAAUACAAAAAUUACUCAUAAAAAAUUCGUGCGUGACCAACCUCAAACAGUUGUCUGUUGGGCACUGCGGUCACGCUUUCAGGUCGCUAAUCCAAUUUCCUUUUCAGGUACCUCUAGAAGAACCCUUCUACGGUGUGGGCAACUGGUAAGUGAUAACCGCCCUCAUACCUGCAACAGCACUCAAGACCACUGUAUUCAUUCAUUAAAGCAUUUAUCUAUAAUUAUAGCUUUUAUGAUAGUUAAUGUUUACUGAUAUUAUUAUGUAAUAGUAUUAUUAUUAGUUGUUUACUCACCUUGAUUUCUCUUUUUUCUUUUUUCUUGUUUUGCCUACUAGAUAUUUCUAAUUUCUCAAUAUUGUGGAGCAUUACUUGUAUUAGCUUAUUUACAAUAUUUAAUUUAUAGUGGAACUAAAAAACAAUUAAAACAAGCGGUUAUUCAUGAAAUUUAUAAAUCUAAAACUGGUUGUGAAUUAGUUGAUGAUAAGCAUAUGAUAAUUAAUGAACAUCAUGAAUUAAGUGAACCAAAUAUAUUGAUAAAAUCAGAUUAUACAAAUAAUUCCUCACCAGUUAGUCCAAUUGAUAAACUAUCUGAUAUUGAAUCAACAACAAGUGAACGACAACUGACACGAUUAAUUCAUCUUUACAAUGAUAAUAAUAAUAAUCAAGAGAAACCUUAUAUAUCAAUACAUCCGGAAGGAAUGAAUUUAUAUAUGCGACUUGGAGCAGUUGGUUUUGGUUUAGGAGUAAUGAUUCAUGAUGGUUUCAAUUUGUCUUCAGUAUGGGAAGUCAGUGAUUCAGUAUGUCACAGUAAACUUUGGAUACCAAAACAUAUAAUAAGAAUAGUUUGGGUACUUUGGCAAACAUAUUUUGUGUUCAAAUAUCAUAGAGUUAUAUUACACCGUCAUCGAGUAACAGUACGUUUGUCUUGCAUACAUUUGGCUACAAUAAAUUUUUGUCAUUGGCUUAAAGUUGUCGUUAGUGAAGUGGCGUUAAGUUUAAAAACACCAGUUUCUUAUUCAUCAACAGUUCAUUCAAAUCAUAUUUCAAAUAUGAUCAUUGAAAAGCAUAAUAUGACUCAUCUUUCAUUGAAUCCUUACAAUGAAAAUCAUGCUCAAAAUAGUCAGUAUACCAAGAGUGAUACAUUAGUCGGAACAACAAAUCAUCCUAACAAUAGCACUAUCUCAAAAGUAUGCCUUGGUUAUUUGGGUGUUACACUGGAUCCAUUUUUAUUUCCACUAGCUAUUGAAUAUAGUUUAAUAACUGGGUCAUUUUUUUAUAAAAUGUUACAACGUUUAGAUCAGACAUUUCCAAAAUCAUUUAAUCGUACAUCAAAUGGUAGUGAAUGUCUCGCGUUGAAUUCAUCAAGUUUAUUAAGUCCAUCACCAACAUCAAUCUCUAAUAGUAUAAAUAAAAGUGAAUUUGAUAAAUUCCUUGAAGAUGAUGUCUCAGAACAACAACAAUAUCAUCCAGAAUGUACAAAACACAUGUCAUAUAGACCAGUAAUGGGAUGUAAAGUAUUUCUUCCACUAUUGAAAAAAAAUAAACUACCAAUAUUAAAUGGAGAUUACGCAGCAUCUAUAGUUGAAGAAAGUAAAGAAAUAUCUGAUGAUGAUGAUAAUAAUAAUAAUAAUAAUAAUUAUAAUGAAAAAUCAUUAAAACUAGAUACAGGUCAUCAAUGUCAUCGAUCACAUUCUGGUUUAUUUUUAGGUAUUAUGUUAUUAAUAGCUAGUAUUGUAUGUAUGGUAUUAUUUUUAAUACGUGGACGUAAUGGUUUUAAACAAUUAGCAGCAUAUAUUUAUCAAAAAUCAAAAUUAACAUUAUCAUCUAUUAGUUUAUUAGCUUGUAUUAUAGCAAUAAAACAAACAAAUCAAUUAAAAUUUCGUCGAUUAGAACGUGGUGAAAAUUUUGAAUAUAAUUUAUUAACUAUUGGUUUAAUUGGUUGUAUUAUAUAUCAUAUGUUUUUAUUUAUACCAGCAUUAGAAACAAUAAUACAUAUUAUAUUAUUUCAUUCAAAUGAUAUAAAAGAACAUUUUAUAUAUUUAACAAAUGAUCAAAUACAAUAUACAGCUAUUAUAUAUAUAAUUAAAUGUACAUUAGAAAUAUGUCAAGCAUUAAUACAAUUUUUUUUUAUUGUUGAAACAUCAAGACGUAAAGUAUGUUGUAUUAAUCAAUCAAGAAUAAAACCAGGUCGUUCUAUUAUAGUAUUUUUAUUAAUAUGUAAUUUAGCAUUAUGGCUUAUAAAUACAUUUGAAGUAAGAAGUGCUGAAACACAAUUACCAUUAUAUAGACAAUAUUUUGGUGUACGUACAUGGUCUGUUAUUACAUAUUGUUUUAUACCAUUAAUUAUAUUUUUUCGUUUUCAUUCAACUGUAUGCUUAGCUGAAUUAUGGACAAAAUUAUAUACAUUAAGAUAA